This is a messenger RNA of Cotesia glomerata, 1359 nucleotides long. RefSeq lists its product as uncharacterized. The transcript is spliced from 2 exons. Lineage: Eukaryota; Metazoa; Arthropoda; Insecta; Hymenoptera; Braconidae. The record is from RefSeq and is a predicted model, not a curated record. The coding region runs from base 354 to 1220 and encodes 288 amino acids.
AAAUUGAUCGUUUUAAUGCAUGGAUAAAAAUUUUGAAAAUGGGUAAAACUGUGACCGCUACGAUGAGAGUAUGUUCAUUACAUUUUGUCGCAGAAGAUUUUAUUCCAUCGAGUUGUAAAAUGCGCAGAUUAAAAAAAACAUCAGUCCCAUCAGUAAACCUGCCGACUCUUUCAACUGACACAUCAUUGAACACUUCGAAAGUUAAAUAAAAUUCUCUUCGAUUGAAAAGAUUACAGGAUCGAACUACGAAAAAAGAACAUAACUUGAAAAAUAUUGGUCAAGAUACUUAUGAUGAUAAUUUUUAUUUCUCCGACUUUUCAAAAUUGAACGAAGACACUGUCCAAUUGACGAACAUGGAAAAUGAAAAUACUCAAUCUCCAAUCUCAUCAAGCGAUGAAAAUUCUUGUUCCCAAUCUAAAGAUGCUACAACUCAAUUUCCAGAGGUCCAAAUCGAUAAGGAGUUUCGGGAUAUGAGCAUACAGGUUUCAACAGGAUCACUAACUCCAAAAUUUACAUCUUUAAUUACAACUGAGUAUGAAUUGAGCACAAUGACAGGAAUACCUGACUUUGCUUUACUGAAAUCAAUAAAAAAGUUAGUUGAUAAAAAAACAUCAUCCGCCUACGUGAACUCCAAAUUUGAUAAUCAAGAGAUUAUUGUCAUGACAUUUAUGAAACUGAGACAAAAUAUGUCGUAUGCAGUAUUAUCAGUUUUAUUUAAAAUUUGUACUCAUGAGACUUGUCGAAUAAGAAUUCUAGACAUGAUUGAUAUUUUGUAUUUAUGUUUGAAAAACGUCAUUUAUUGGCCAAGUAAAGAUAAUAUUUCAAGAAAUCUACCGCUAUGCUUUAAAAAUUUUACGAAUGUGCGAACUGUCGUCGACUGUAUUGAAAUUCCAACACAAAAAUUUAAAAACUUAUGUUGCCAAUUAAAUACUUAUUCUUAUUAUAAAAGUGGUUAUACGCUAGAGUUUAUGACAGCUGUCACACCAGCAGGAAUCAUCUCAUUUAUCAGCAAGCCGUAUGGUGGUCGAUCUUCCGAUAAUGCUAUUUUUGAACAAAGUGAAAUCUUAAAAAUGAUGGAUAAAAAUGACGACUUGAUGGCUGAUCGAGGAUUCACAGUUGGUGAUCUGUGUAAAAAAUAUGAUGUUAAUCUAAUUACACCUCCAUUCCUGAAACAAAAAAAAAACAAUUUUCAAAAGCAGAAGCUCAGAUGGGGCGAUUAAUAGCUAAAGCCCGAGUUCACAUUGAAAGAAGUAACCAACGUCUUAAAAAUUUCGAGAUAUUAUCUUCCAAAAUGCCUGUAGGUCUCAUUUUUAAAUCAAUGGAAAUAUUUACUAUUAUUUGUGCUAUUGUAAAUUUAAG